This is a messenger RNA of Cynara cardunculus var. scolymus (artichoke), 522 nucleotides long. RefSeq names its product copper transport protein CCH-like. The coding region runs from base 107 to 334 and encodes 75 amino acids. The record is from RefSeq and is a predicted model, not a curated record. The transcript has 3 exons. Gene Ontology annotation, molecular function: metal ion binding. NCBI's taxonomy places the organism in Eukaryota, Viridiplantae, Streptophyta, Magnoliopsida, Asterales, Asteraceae.
GCUUUUCCCCCCAAAGAAAAGCAGAAGCUCAUUUGUCGUUCCCACCAAACGCAAUUCCUCUCUUCAAACCAGGCCUCUAAUCAGAUUUGAAGCACUGCAACUCCAUAUGGCUAACGUGGUAGAAUUGAAGGUCGGGUUACACUGUGAAGACUGCAUUAAGAUGAUCUUAAAAGCCAUCAAGAAGAUCGAAGAUAUCGAGACGUAUGAUGUUGAUACACGAUUGAACAAGGUCACGGUUACCGGCAACGUAACAAAUCAACAGGUCAUCAAAGCUCUUCAGAAGAUCGGGAAGCAUGCUUCUUACUGGCAACGAGAUUCAACCACAAGCUACUAGAUCAUCGAUCAGACCUAAAACUACUGCUCUAUGGUUGAAGGUUUUAGAUCGAUCGAUCGAUAUUUGAUGUAUUAUUUCAAUAAUUGCAUUUAAAUUUCAUUACAAAAGUAUCCCUAUGAUGUUAAUUAAGUGCGAUUUGAUGAAAAAAUCGAUAUUGAUAAUUUGAUAAAACUGUGAUUGAAGAUGAA